Molecule: messenger RNA, 630 nt
Organism: Prosopis cineraria
Lineage: Eukaryota; Viridiplantae; Streptophyta; Magnoliopsida; Fabales; Fabaceae
Product: disease resistance protein RPV1-like
Exons: 5
Coding region: 1-630 (209 amino acids)
Biological process (GO): carbohydrate metabolic process; signal transduction
Molecular function (GO): hydrolase activity, hydrolyzing O-glycosyl compounds
Source: RefSeq, a predicted model, not a curated record
AUGGAGUCGUCUUCUUCCUCCACUCCAUCAUCUCGACCUCCAAAGAAAGAUGAUGUUUUUAUUAGCUUCAGAGGUGAGGAGACAAGCCAUCUUCAAGAUGCUCUUCGCAGAGACCAAAUUGAAACAUAUAUCGACUGCAGACUCGAGAAAGGAGAUAAGGAGCUUACCAAAAUAUUAGAGUGCUCCAAAAAUCAAGGUCAUUUGGUUAUGCCAGUGUUCUAUAGAGUAGAUCCUUCAGAUGUGAGGAAGCUGUUUGGGAGUUACCAGAAAGCAUUUGAUGAACAUGACCACAAAAGCAUCAGCAAGCAGCAAUUGCAAAAGUGGAGGAAGGCUCUCACUUAUGCUUCCAAUUUAGCUGGAUGGCAUUGCAGCUUUGAUAGAAACCUUCAGAGUACUGUAUCUUCUUCUUCCUCAAAUCAACCUUACAGAACUGGUUUCCACUUCCAACCUUCCAAGAAUUGGAUCAACGAUCCUAACGGCCAGUUCAGAAAAUAUAUGAAUAUGACUGCAGAUUUUGAACGGUGCUUAGUCAAAAUGUUUGAUGAAACUUUGAAAUUUGCGAUAUCCAACAAGAUGAAUAUUAGAAAACUAGCUAUGAUCGUGGUCGCAUCAAAAUGCAAGAAUUCUUGA